Podospora anserina S mat+ is the source of this 2250-nucleotide messenger RNA. RefSeq lists its product as uncharacterized. NCBI's taxonomy places the organism in Eukaryota, Fungi, Ascomycota, Sordariomycetes, Sordariales, Podosporaceae. The record is from RefSeq and is a predicted model, not a curated record. The transcript is spliced from 6 exons. The coding region runs from base 1 to 2250 and encodes 749 amino acids.
AUGAACAUGGAGGAUAUGGUCACAGUCGUCGCCGUCGCCUCCGAGAUGGACUCCCGUACCGGCAGCACAGAUCUCGGCCCCGUGUUUCACUUCGGCGAAGCUGGCGAUCACUCCCCCUUCUUCGACCCCGCCUUCGGUUCCUUGAUUUUCUUUGACACAUUCCACACGGCCUCCGACCGGCGAGACUACCCACUUGGCCCCGGACCAAGUGCUUAUUCUGCGCUUGUGCCGUCGAACCAUGCCUCCUUUGAUACCCAGUUCCACGGCCCCGGGACCAAGAUCAUCGCGGCCCGAAAUAGCGACCACAACCCCGGCAACCCACAGUCUUAUCCCGAUGCGCCGCCUACCAUCUACGCCGAGGGUCAACGAGCGGACAUUUACGACUUUGAGUACCUCGAGUCGAAUGUCGGCCCACCAUUUGGAGGAGGCCCAAUCAUCGGCCAGACAACUCACCUUCCUCAAUUGGAAGGUCCGUACAGCAAUUGCGAUGGCUUCUUAAGUCCGGAUCUGAACUCAUCCUUCGGCCCUCUGGCUCAUGCUCUCUCUAAUGGAUACCAUACCGGAUCCAGCUCCGACUCCAGCCCCGGCCCCGACAGUCCAGUCCCAACUCUACUGGGAGUCUCUCCGUCGACCGAAGUCCGGCAUAGGAUCAAUCCUAAUUCAGCCUUUGACCUCGAUACAUCACGUCGUCCCUCGAUAGCCAGUACCGAAAUCAAAUUCGAGCACAAUACCGGAGCUAGUCCAUCGCCGCGACCGCCGAACCGCAAAGGAGCAGCCAAGAACUCGGCAGGUUCGCUUGAGAUCAUCUUGUAUAAGCCGAGUGGGAAGCCAGAUGGACGGCUCUCCAAGAAACGCCCUGCCUUUGACGAGGUCACCACUGGGAGCAGUACGCCCCAGACCCUCCGUCGAAUAUCGCUGGAAGAUGAGAGUGGCCAGGUGAAGGCUACCAUGACUACGUUUGGGAAACGCCCCAGAAUCCGGACUCCUUUUGACGAAGAAAAACGCCGACGCACAGCCCUCGCUCGGAAGGAAGGUGUAUGUGCGCGAUGCAAGAGGUCAAAGAGACAGUGUGAUCUCGCCGCCAAAGGCCUCUAUGUCAGCUGUACCCUGUGCACGUGCACCAAGAUCUACAAGAAUGUCCCUCGCAUGCCUUGCUUCCGAUCCACCUUGGUCGACAUCAUGUUCUUCCGUGCCGGUCCUGCAGCCAACGAGCCAUUGUUCACCAGACGUCUUGUCGAGUUUAAGCUCGAAGAUAUUUCCGCCCCCGAUGUCCCUGUCCGUACGCUGAAACUUAGUCAAAGAAUGGGUCACCAUCGUUUGACCGUGUAUGCCUCCGAGUUCAAGCCAGAGCCCACCGAUAAACUCUCGUAUUACUGGAAAGAUUCAGCCGGAAUGAUUCACGAGAUGAAGAUACCACCGUUUACCCUCACCAAUCUGAACAAAGUUCACGCCCAUUUCCGGCAAUACAUUGACGCCGCCAAAGGGUCCUAUCUCGAAUCGUUGAGGGGUCAGCAGGAUGACGGUUUGACUUGGAAGACUGUUUCAACGGCAAUGGAAUAUGCACGGAGAAAACCGGACUCUCUCGUUGCCGAUACUCUCGAUAUGUGGGCCGUUUCCCGAAUGAUCGAAAUCCCAUGGGAGAUAUGCGGAGAAUGGACAGACACGCUCGGCAUGUCACCGGUCCAGAAUCCUGAGAACCCACACAAGGGCAAGAUCCCGAUCCCACCGAUCAUGGACACGCUUCUUGAUCAGAUUGUCAUCAGGCAGUUUCUGCAGCCGUUGCGUGAACGGGUGAUCAAGAAGUUCGAGCAGCUGAUCAGCCCAGCACGGCCGGAAGUGUGGUUCGAAGUGUACCUGUCUGCUUUUAUCAUCCUCAACCACAUUGAGAGACUGGCUAAACAUUCGGCAUCCCAUGCGAGACUCCACAGCAUGCCGACCAAGUACUCCAACACUUCGUUCCUCGAAGGGGCAUUUCACACCGCCAAGGUCAUCCUCUCGCGCUUCCACUUUGUGUGCAACGGGUCUGCGCCCCUGCGGCUGGACUGGAAGAAGGAGAAGACUGCAGAGCUGGCCAAGCUGCAGCCGAAGGAGGUUGCUCUGAUGGAGGAGACACAGGCCAUCAUACGACGCAAAGAGAAUGAUGUUUUGAGCCUGCGAAAGACGCACCAGUACGAAAGUCCACUCUACUGGUGCCAUCAGCUGUAUUUUGAGGACUGGGACACCUCCCCGGUGCAUAUUGUCGGGGAAUGA